Messenger RNA from Biomphalaria glabrata, 3043 nucleotides. RefSeq names its product G patch domain-containing protein 1-like. Gene Ontology annotation, biological process: mRNA processing. The record is from RefSeq and is a predicted model, not a curated record. The transcript has 22 exons. NCBI's taxonomy places the organism in Eukaryota, Metazoa, Mollusca, Gastropoda, Planorbidae. Bases 11 to 2938 code for a protein of 975 amino acids. Gene Ontology annotation, cellular component: nucleus. Gene Ontology annotation, molecular function: RNA binding.
CACAAACAAGAUGGCGACUUUCAGUGACGAUUCAGACGAAAAUGAUUUUAUCGUGAUUGGUACAGCUGUACCUGAGCUAUCUGAUGAUCAACCUUUGCAAAAGCCAACAACUGUUCAGGAUCAAACUGCUACAGAUAAACAGGGCAGGCGGAGAUUCCAUGGAGCAUUUACUGGUGGCUUCUCUGCUGGUUAUUUCAACACAGUUGGAUCUAAGGAAGGAUUCACUCCUUCUACAUUUAUAUCAUCAAGACAAAAAAAGUCUGAGAAUGCAGACAAGAUUCUUAAUACACCUGAAGAUUUUAUGGACGAGGAGGAUCUUGAAGAGCAUGGGAUAGCACCUCGAAAAUUUGCCACUGCAGUUGGAUACACCUCUGAAGAAAGAAAAAGGAAACUUCAGGAUGAUGUUAAGCAAAUAGCCUCAGCUUCUGGUCUUGAUAUGACACCAGCCCUUGUUGAUUUCAUUGUACCUGAACAGAUACCAAUAGGAAUUCAACUUCUAUGCAAAAUGGGAUGGCGAGAAGGACAGGGUUUGGGUCCUCGUAAGAGAAAGAAGAGGAAGAAACAAAGCUCAAAACCAACAAAUCCUAGUAUAAAAAUGUAUGGCUGUGCUCUACCCCCACCCUCAGAUGAUGAUCAAUCUGACUCUGAUGAGUUUGUCCCUCAGAAUUUAGAAAACAUUAAAUUUGCCCCUAAAGAUGUUUGUCCAAUAUCUCUAGAAGUUAAAAAUGAUGUGCAUGGGCUAGGCUAUCAUGGUAUUGAUUCUAGUUUGGCACUACCCCGAUCUCACAUUCAUCUUUUCCCACCACCAUUACGUUCUUCUGGAAGCAGAAAGGGCAUUCAAGGGUUGGCGUUUGGAGUUGGUGUGUUUGAGGGUGAGGAUGAAAACAUCUAUGCCACUGACAGCCUUUCAAACUACCACACCACCAUGAGGUUAGAUGAUGAAGAAGACAAUACAUUUGGCUGGACAGCACCACGACAGCAUGGCCAACAAACUUUGCCUGUUACUUAUGUUGGAAAACUGUUGGAAGGAUUUUGUCUAUCAUCUAAACCUUUGCAGCCAAGAAAAGCUAACUUUUUUUUUCUCCAGAAAUAUCCGCCACCUACACUGCCACAGAAUUUCAAACCCCAGCAUUGGUUCCGCAAGAAACGAGUGCUCAGCCAUUUACCAGACAACCUAAAGAAUGAUGAUGACCUGCAAGCACCUAAAAAGCUAACAGCUGUAGAUAGGGGGCUUUUGUUGGGGGAAACCCCUAUUAUGAAGUCGGUAUUUGAUUUGGUACAGAAAGAAGAUAUGAAUAGAAUAGAAGCCACCAAAGCAGCUAUUGCUAUGUCACAGACUCUGAAAGAUAAAGCCAAGAAUGAAUUGUCUUCAAGAUUUCAGACAGUUGAAACCCAUGACAAUCCUCCUGCUAAAGUGACCUCACAAGUGGAAGCUCAUGUUGAAACCUUACCCAGCACUUUCCUCUCUAAAUUUAAGCCUGCCGAAUCUGUUGCAACUGAAUCUGAAGUGAAAGGACCUGCUUCAAAUGUACCUCUUUUCCAAGGUGGCCUGAAUUUCCAGCCUUUCAGAAAAGAUCCGGCCAAGCAGGAAAGAUACGACAAGUACUUGGCACUUGUAAAGCAAGGAGUGAAAGAUCCUUAUGCUACAAUUGCAAGCAGCCAUAUGACAGGAUGGGAAAAGUCAAGAGAGAAGGAAGAGUUUGCAAAAGCAGCAAAAAUAUUUAGACCAAUGUCUGCCAUGAUGUCAGCAAGAUUUGUACGUGGAGCAAUGAUUGAUGAUGAACAAAUGCAAGGCCCAUCAAACUCUUCUCGGAAUGAAGUAAAUGAUCAAACCAAAGCUGCUGAGAUGGGAAUGUUUGGCCAACUAACUCAUGAAGUCUUUGAAUGGCAUCCCCACAGUUUACUUUGCAAACGUUUUAAUGUGCCUAACCCAUAUCCAGGGUCAGAUGUAAUAGGAGUGCCCUCUAUAAAAAGGGAUAAAUUUUCAGUAUUUAACUUUUUGAAUUUCAAUGAUUAUCAACCUCCAGAUGCCAUUGAAGAAAAGGUUCCAGAACCUGAAUCAGUAGAGAAAACUCUGAAACCAAACAGAAAGACGACCAUGGCUUCUGUAUUCAAAGUACUAGAUGAUCCAAAUUUUAAUGCACCAACUCCAACACCAGUGACGGGAGAUUCCAAAGGGCUGACUGACAUAAAUAUGUCUGAACCAGAGAACUCUAUAGAGGAUGAAGAAUCCAAGCCUCCAGAUAUGGAUUUGUUCAGAGCAAUAUUUAAGAAUUCAGAUUCUGAAGAUUCUAGCGAUGAUGAUAAAGAUGAAAGUAAAAAAGAUUCUUCUGGUGAGGAUGAAAGAAGAGAGAGCAAGACGCUGACUGAACAAAAUGACAGUGAUUUAGAAAUAGACACUAAAGACAUUCAAGCCCAAGCAGUACAGUCUGUUGAGAAGUUAAAAGAAACGUAUACUAACUCUGCUCCUGAAUCUGGAUCAAAAUCACUUUCAUGGAAGAGAAAGAAAUCAAGGUUUAGUGAUCUGACUGAAACAAAUGAAAAUGACAAGAUUGAUCAAAUCAUAGCUGAUGUUGCAGAGAAAGAAGAUGCACUGUCAAGACUCACUGCCCCCAGGGAGAUUCUUCAUCAAGAGUCAGAUGAUGAAUAUGGUCCAAAAUUGCCAUCUUUCUUAGAUCCUCCUUCUAGCAGACUUUACACAGAUGGUGUUGAGUCUAUGAUAGAAGUAAAACAUUCGGAAGAGAAACAAGGUGAUAAAAAGAAAGAUAGACAUAAACACAGAAAAGAGAAAAAGAAAAAGUCCAAACACAAGAAAAACAAAAAACAUAAAAAACACAAAAAGUCCAAGUUGAAAAAAGUAAAAAAAUCUGAAACAAGGUCUGGGGAUGAAGCUGAUACUGAGUCAGAGAGUGAUGACUCCAGUGAUUCAGAUAUUUAAAUUGAAGGAAAUGUUUUUCAUUUAGUUGAUGAUUUAAUGAGAAUACUGUAGUAUUUUUGAAAACAAUUGUUUUAUAUAUUAAAUAUUUCAUUGCAAGAAAAAAAA